Molecule: messenger RNA, 687 nt
Organism: Dictyostelium purpureum
Lineage: Eukaryota; Evosea; Eumycetozoa; Dictyosteliales; Dictyosteliaceae
Exons: 1
Coding region: 1-687 (228 amino acids)
Source: RefSeq, a predicted model, not a curated record
AUGAAAAUAAAAAAUAUUAUAUUAUUUAUUUAUAUUAUUCAGUUAUUGUUUACAAGUGUUUUUGGUGCCGAAAAAAAAGUUAAUGGGGAAUUAACAUUCUAUGCUGCUGGAGACAAUUGUCCACCCAGUGCCGAAAUUGCUUAUCCAACGACAUCUAUGCCACAGGCUGGUGGAGUAGGAACUUACAGUGAUCCUAUUACAUGUGCUAGUGCCAGUGCAUGGUUUCCUGUUCAUUCGCUCGUUUAUAUCCCAGCUUACAAAAAGUAUUUCAUUAUGGCCGAUUCAUGUGAAGAAUGUGAAAAUGAAUGGGAUGAUGAUGGAACAUACCAUAUAGAUGCUUGGCUUGGCCCAUCCACAGUUUCACAGGGUACAACUAAUUGUGAAGUCCAGCUCUCUUUAAGUAAUACCCAAUUUAUUAUUAACCCUGUUUCGACAUAUGCCGUAAUUACAACACCAUUCUUCCAAAAUGGAACUUGUAUAACACCUAUCACAGAUCCAUGUGUUGAUGAGGGAAAUGAAUGUGGUAAUACUUGCCAACUACCAAGUGCUAUGUCUUGCCAAGCUGCAGCAAACUUGUUUGGUAUAACUUUAGCUAGAUUUAAAGCAUUGAAUCCCUCUCUAGGUUGCACAAGUAAUAUUGCCAAAGGUAAAACUGUUUGUAUGAGUGGUUCGUGUGGUGGCCCAUAA